Messenger RNA from Vigna angularis (adzuki bean), 2760 nucleotides. Its product is annotated as probable protein S-acyltransferase 19. NCBI's taxonomy places the organism in Eukaryota, Viridiplantae, Streptophyta, Magnoliopsida, Fabales, Fabaceae. The transcript has 10 exons. The record is from RefSeq and is a predicted model, not a curated record. Gene Ontology annotation, molecular function: protein-cysteine S-palmitoyltransferase activity. Gene Ontology annotation, cellular component: Golgi apparatus; endoplasmic reticulum. Gene Ontology annotation, biological process: peptidyl-L-cysteine S-palmitoylation; protein targeting to membrane. The coding region runs from base 137 to 2350 and encodes 737 amino acids.
CAGAAAAAUAAGAAAGAAAAAAAAAGUGUGUGCAAGAACUGGAAGUGGCAAGUCAGUGCUUGCUUGCUAGUUAAAGGUUUAGGGUAAAGACUUGGAAAAGAAAGAGAGUCAAAUCCCAAUUCAACUGUGAACAGAAAUGGUGAGAAAACAUGGCUGGCAAUUACCUGCUCACACUUUUCAGGUUGUUGCGAUCACUGUAUUUUGCUUGUUGGUGAUUGCUUUCUAUGCUUUUCUUGCUCCCUUCAUUGGAGGUCGUAUAUGGGAAUACAUUUUCAUUGGUGUUUACUCUCCUGUGGCACUCAUUGUGUUCAUUCUUUACGUCAGAUGCACUGCAAUCAACCCUGCUGAUCCGGGCAUUAUGUCUAAGUUUGACCCCAGAGUGGGAAAUAAUUUCAAUUCUGUUCAUGAAUUGUCAGGAAAACAUCACAUUUCGGAACAUGAACGCAUUGCUGCCAGAGAACAAUAUUCUCCAUCAUCUUCCAAAAGGUCUAUGACAAAUAUGAGCAAGAAAAGCUCGGUGGAAGAUAUGGACAGGGCAGACAGUUCAAGGAAACAGAAUAACCAAAGCUCAUGUAAUGUAGUUGGAGGAAUUUUCUGCAUACUAUUUUCACAUGAAGAUUGCCGAAAACAAGAAGCAUCGACUGAGGAGCAGGGUGGUGGUGAGGAUGCACUGUUCUGCACUUUGUGCAAUGCUGAGGUGCGCAAGUUCAGCAAACAUUGUAGAAGUUGUGAUAAAUGUGUUGAUGGCUUCGAUCACCAUUGUCGGUGGCUUAACAAUUGUGUGGGUCACAAAAAUUACAGUUCUUUUAUUGCUCUCAUGGCUUUUAGUCUUGCUUGGCUAGCCAUUGAAGCUGGAGUGGGUGUUGCGGUUUUUGUCCGUUUCUUUGUCAAUAAGAGAGGAAUGGAAUCUGAAAUCAUUGAUAGACUUGGAAAUGGAUUCUCUCGGCCCCCAUUUGCUGCCGUUGUGGUCGUAUGUACUGUAGUUUCUAUCUUGGCUUGUGUGCCUUUGGGUGAGCUUUUCUUUUUCCACAUGAUACUAAUCAGGAAGGGCAUUACUACUUAUGAAUAUGUUGUAGCAAUGAGAGCCAUGAGUGAAGCACCUGCAGGGGCAUCUGUGGAAGAUGAAUUGCCAAAUAUACUUUACUCUCCAACAGGCUCAGCCACGACUGGAUUGAGUGGAGGAAGUUCUCUUGGUUUGCAAUAUAAAGGAGCUUGGUGCACCCCUCCCAGGGUAUUUGUUGAUUAUCAGGAUGAAGUUGUGCCUCACUUGGAGCCUGGAAUGCUACCGUCUACUGUUGAUCCAGAUGCAGCGGGUAUUGCAGAAAGAGGGCAAAAGAUGCCAAAAAGACCUGUUCGUAUUAGUGCUUGGAAGCUUGCUAAGUUGGAUUCACAAGAGGCUGUGAGAGCAGCUGCGAAAGCCAGGGCAUCUUCUUCAGUUUUGCGACCUGUAGACAGCCACCGCCUACCAGAUGCAGAAUUGAGUUCUAGUGGCAACAUGAGCAUCAGAAGUAGUUUGAGCACUGAGACUGGAACUAACAAGGAAAUUAAACACGAGUUAAGAUUGUCUCCGGUCCAAAAUUCUAUUGCUCCUAGUCAAGGAAGUCGCGAUGAGUAUGAGACUGGAACUCAAAGUAUGAGUAGCUUCAGCAGUCCUAGCCAUGUUCAUGAGGCAGUUACACUCAGCCCUCUUCCACAGGGUCACAGUUUGGGUGGCUUCAGGUCAGGUGCCUCAAUCCCUGGUUUGGUGGUGCCUGAACGUCCUUUAACUUCUAAAGCAACAUUGUCAAACUUCAGGAACCCAAUAUCUAAUCCAUCUCUUGGAUUUGAUGGGAGGACAGCAAUGCCAAAAGGAAUUGGCCAUGAUCCAUUGUUGCUUUCUGCUUCUAACACUUCUAUUCUAAGAGAUGUGAAACGGUCAUCAGUUGUUUGGGAUCAAGAAGCUGGCAGAUACGUUUCAGUCCCUUUAUUGCCGUCAGAAGCCCGAAAUAGGUCAUCAAUGCGUGUAGAAUUGCAAAAUGUAAAUGCUGAAACAAGCAGUUUUGGGAAAAAACCAGUGAUUCCGCAGCAGCAGGAGUUGUCAUCAUCUGCACCCAAGUCUCCAGGGCAGCAUAGACAGAAUCUGAUGUAUACAGGAGAUUCUAUCUUUUAUGGAGGUCCAUUUUUGAGUGCCCCUAUUAAAGAUGGUUUGAAAAAUGAAAGACGUUUGGCAUCAGGGGAGGCGCAAGAUAACAUAUCGGCGAACUUGCCCCUAGAGCCAAGAUAUAAAAGGGACUCUCUUUCAAAUCAGCUUCCCGUGUUUGUCCCUGGUGGAUUUGAGAAUAACCUUCAACCUCGUUCUGGCAUGAAUUAGUUUGAUUUGUUUUGAGAUUCCAAUGACCUGGACAAAGUUUUUAUUGGAAUCGAGAGUACAGUGAAGAGCAACCAAAGGGUCUGUCUAUAUGGUGGGCGCGAUUUUAGCCUUUCAGACCAUACAAAUGAACAUUAUGGUGAACAACAUCUGACGCCAACAGCUGGUUCAUCAUUUAGGUUUAAAGUCUGUCGUCUUGCAGCCUGUACGUACGUUUGAGAUACAUCAAAAUGCCUAUGGGCAUUUGAGAGAUUGAAAUGAACUUCAUUGCUCCUUUUGCUGAACAUGCAUUGAGAAAUGUGAAUCAUCCGUGACGCGGUUGAUGAAAUCUCAAAGCACUUAUCAGCAUCAGUUCAGUAAGCAUGAUCCUCCUUAAUGGAUUUUAAUUUAUUAUCGUACCAUUUGUUCCACUA